This is a messenger RNA of Mesorhabditis spiculigera, 633 nucleotides long. Lineage: Eukaryota; Metazoa; Nematoda; Chromadorea; Rhabditida; Rhabditidae. The record is from the annotation of a GenBank genome assembly.
AUGGGCUACACCCUGUACUACUUCGAGCUGCGCGCCGUCGUCGAGCCGAUCAGGCAGCUGUUCAAACUCGCUGGGAAGGACUUUGAGGACAAGCGCUUCACCUUCCCGGAGUGGUUGGGAGAGAACUCGCCCAAGAAGACCAUGCCCUUCGGCCAGCUUCCGGUUCUCGAGCUUGCCGACGGCACCAAGUUGGCCCAAUCGCAAGCCAUCGCCCGCUACCUGAGCAAGGAGUUUGGAGGAAUCCUCUGGGGCUCAAACAACGUCGAAGCCGCUGAAAUUGAUGCCCUUAUCGAUCAAUACAAGGAGUACUACAACGAGAUUCGCAAAUUCUACUACACUAACAUGGGUGUAAUGCAAGGAGACUUGGAAGAACUCUACAAGGACGUCUUCCUCCCCGCCGCCGAAAAAUUCUACGGAUUCAUCGAGAAGAGGCUCGACGCGUCGAAGAGCGGAUUUUUGGUCGGUUCCGAGCUCUCCUACGCCGAUCUUCUCGUGGCUGACCAUCUCGUAACCCUGCAGAAUAUUAAGCCCGAAUACCUCAAGGACCAUCCCAAGCUUACCGCCUACAAGGAAAAAGUGUAUUCCAACGAGAUUCUCAAGAAAUGGCUGGCUGAACGCCCGGAGACCGCUAUG